GAUUGGGUUUGCCUUUCCUUGAACUUCAUUCCCGUGUAUUCUUGUGUCUGGCUCCUUUCAUUCCACAUGACAUCAUUGAGAUUCACAUGUGUGUAUCGAGGAGCUCGUUUUUCUCACAGUUCGGAAUGACAUAUUCACUAAGCACUUACUGCCGGUCUAAGAACUUGGCAUGCAUGGAUUCACGUAAACCUCCCAACCCUAGGAGGUUUGAAGGCCAAGAACCGGAGAAACGGAGAGCCUGAGGACCUUGACUGGGGUCACGCGAUCAAGUAAUAGCCAAGCCAGGGUUCAAAUGCAGGCAGUCUGGUUCUGGAGCCAAGGUUCUUAACACUGUGCCGAUGGCCCCCCCAGCGCCGUGUCUGUGCCUAGCCUUGCGUGCGCGAAGUGAGCUAGUGUGCGCUUGGAGGGCUGGGCGCCUGGAUGUGGCCGGAGGGAGCGGGAGGAAGGAGUGGAGUGAGGACGGCUGCAGGUUUCUGGCUUGAGUAACUGGGUGGGUGGCAGUGCCGUUACUAAGAUAGGGAACACAGGAAGAGGAACAGAUGGCAUGGGGGGUGGGGAACAGAGACAAGGGGUUCGAUUUGGGGCCUAUGGAAUUCUAUGUUUCUAAGGGACGGCCAGGCACAGAUAAAAAGCGGGCAUUUGGUUUUGGCGGGGGGUGGGCCUGGGGCUUGGGCAUGUGAUUAGGCUUCGGCACCCUGUGGACAGCAUCUGGGGUUUGGGAAAGGAUGGGGUCUCCCAGCGGGGCCGGUAGGGGCAGGCUGUGUGGGUAUGCUCUGUCUGUGUGUGUUUCUGUGUGUGUCUGGGGGCUGCACGUGUAUGUAUGUGUGUGCCUGGCUCCGGGUCAUGAGUUUCCCCAUCUCCUGGGAGAGCCUGCAGGUCAGCUGGGAGCUGCGUUGUUUUUGUUUGUGGUUUUGCAGGGGGUGGGGUGGGGGGGGCGCCCAGCCUGAGAAACUCCCCGCUGAGAAGCCCCCGGAAGCACCUGUGCGUUCUCUUCCCCUGGCCCAGUGUGAACGAAAGGUUAGCAAGGAGGGGGGUUUCUCUUGCUUGUCUCAUGCCUGCGGGGAGAGGCUGCCCCGGGGACGAAUUUUAUCCGGCAAGUCCGCCGACCGCGGACCCCCUAGGUCUGGGAUCCAGACACUUUGUGGUAGGCUCGGCAAAAGGGGACAGGGGCCUUUCGAAAGGACACCUGAGUAGGGGAGAUCGGCAGCCUUCUGGUUGGUUUUUCCUGUUCUCAUUUCCUGUGAUGGCAGUGGGGGAGGGGCUCCCCAGCACUGGGGCCUCUGCAUCGUUUCCCCUUCCUCCUGGUGACCUCCUGGGGCCCAGGCCUGAGCACUGUAGGACACAGACAAGGUACAAGGUAGCCCAGCCCUCAGGACUGAGUCCUUUGGGGACUGCCAAGGGUGGCCGAGGCAUUUAGGGGAAGGAGCCCCAAGUCCAGUCCCCUUACCCGAGGCCAGCCAGGCUGUGGGAGGCUCUGUGGUUGAGACCCUCCAAAGGGGAAGACACAGUAAGCUCUGUGUCCUGACGUGGCCCAUGUCACCAAGCUACAAACAGGAGAGAGUGGAACAUCUUGACCGGCCAUCCGUGCCCAAAGCCCAGAGUACCCCCAGUGCCACCAUGACUGGGCCGCUAAAGAGGAAGUUUGACCAGCUGGAUGAGGACUCCUCCUCGCUCUGCUCCUCUUCCUCCUCCUUGUCCUCGGGCCGCCGUUCUGGCUCCUGCUCCCCGAGCUCUUCCGUCUCCCUGGCCUGGGACUCAGAUGAGGAGAGCCCCUGGGAUCAGAUACCCCUGCCUGACCGUGACUUCUGUGGCCCCCGGAGUUUCACCCCCCUGUCCAUCCUGAAGAGGGCGCCCCGGAAGCGCCCAGGCCGCGUUGCCUUCGAUGGCAUCACCGUCUUCUACUUUCCUCGGUGUCAGGGCUUCACCAGCGUGCCCAGCCGCGGUGGCUGCACUCUGGGUAUGGCCCCCCGCCACAGCGCCUGCCGCCGCUUCUCCUUGGCCGAGUUUGCACAGGAGCAAGCCCGGGCUCGGCGGGAGAAACUGCGCCUGCGCUUGAAGGAGGAGAAGCUGGAAGCCCUGCGAUGGAAGCUCACGGAGGCUGGCGUACCCGAGACGGAGGCCGGCCUGCCACUCACAGUGGACGCGAUCGAUGAUGCCUCCGUGGAGGAGGACUUGGCUGUGGCCGUGGCCGGUGGCCGGUUGGAGGAAAUGACCUUCCUACAGCCCUAUCCGGCCCGGCGCCGGCGGGCUCUGCUGCGGGCUGCCGGAGUGCGGAGGAUCGAUCGCGAGGAGAAGCGGGAGCUGCAGGCCGUGCGCCAGUCCCGCGAGGACUGUGGCUGUCGCUGUGACCGGGUCUGUGACCCCGAGACCUGCAGCUGCAGCCUGGCGGGCAUCAAGUGCCAGAUGGACCACACCGCGUUCCCCUGCGGCUGCUGCCGGGAGGGCUGUGCGAACCCCAAGGGCCGCGUGGAAUUUAAUCAGGCACGGGUGCAGACCCAUUUCAUCCACACGCUCACCCGCCUGCAGCUGGAGCAGGGGGCUGAGAGCCUGGGGGAGCUGGAGGCUCCUGCUCAGGGCGGCCCAGCCAGCCCCGGUGAGCAGGCGCUGGCUCCCACUUUCCCGCCGGCCAAGCCCCCCGCGAGCAGCGAGCUGGGAGACGACAGCUGUAGCAGUGACAUGACCGACUCCUCCACAGCUUCAGGCUCGAGCGAGGCCCCCAGCGGCCCCCCUCGCCCAGCCCUGCCCGGCCCCGGCUUCCAGCCUGACAUGGAUGAUGACAGCCUGGCCCGGGUCCUGAGUUUCAGUGACUCGGACCUGGGAGGAGAGGAGGAGGAGGAGGAGGAAGGGGGAGUGGGGACCCUCGACAACCUCAGCUGCUUCCACCCAGCUGACAUCUUUGGGACUGGUGACCCCGGUGGCCCAGCCAGCUGGACCCACAGCUAUUCCAGCUCCAGCCUCACGUCAGGCAUCCUGGAUGAAAAUGCCAACCUGGAUGCCAGCUUCUUCCUAAACGGUGGCCUUGAAGGGUUGGGAGAAGGCAGCCUCCCGGGCACCUCGGUGCCGCCCAGCUCGGACGCUGGCCAGAGCAACUCCGUGGACCUCAGCUUGUCUUCCUGCGACUCCUUCGAGCUGCUCCAGGCCCUGCCAGACUACAGUCUGGGGCCUCACUACACCUCCCGGACGCUGUGCGACAGCCUGGACAACCUCGAGGCACCCUACUUCCCCUUGCCUGCCUUCUCUCCGCCUGGGGACGCCGGCUCUUGCUUCCUGGAGUCCGUCAUGGGCUUGCCUGACUCAGCCGCCGAGGCCCUGGCUCCCUUCAUAGACAGCCAGUUGCUUGAGGACACCGCCCCGGCGUCUCUGGUGGAGCCUGUGCCCGUGUAAGGCCCCGGGGUACCUUGUCACGGCCCCAAGAGCCCCGUUGCUGCUUUGUUGUAAUUUGGGGGCUCCCUGAGGCCUGUAGGUAAGGGUCUCCCGUUGGCUGGCUCGCCCGUGCAGGCACUCCUGAUUUUUGUGCAACACUCUGGAUUGAUUUA
Panthera uncia (snow leopard) is the source of this 3536-nucleotide messenger RNA. RefSeq names its product cysteine and serine rich nuclear protein 1 (gene CSRNP1). Bases 1534 to 3384 code for a protein of 616 amino acids. Gene Ontology annotation, cellular component: nucleus. Gene Ontology annotation, biological process: regulation of transcription by RNA polymerase II. Gene Ontology annotation, molecular function: sequence-specific DNA binding; DNA-binding transcription factor activity, RNA polymerase II-specific. The record is from RefSeq and is a predicted model, not a curated record. NCBI's taxonomy places the organism in Eukaryota, Metazoa, Chordata, Mammalia, Carnivora, Felidae. The transcript has 5 exons.